Molecule: messenger RNA, 724 nt
Organism: Conger conger (European conger)
Lineage: Eukaryota; Metazoa; Chordata; Actinopteri; Anguilliformes; Congridae
Product: organic cation/carnitine transporter 2-like
Exons: 4
Coding region: 41-502 (153 amino acids)
Biological process (GO): transmembrane transport
Cellular component (GO): membrane
Molecular function (GO): transmembrane transporter activity
Source: RefSeq, a predicted model, not a curated record
CCUACAAUAUUUACCCAGAAGGCUGUGCGCUACCUUCAGCAUGCUGCUAGGAGGCAUAAUUCUUUUCUUCAUUCUGCUUGUACCUCCAGGUCUGACCCCCCUGGCCAUUUCAAUGGAAAUGAUAGGGAAAUUUUUCAUGGCCAGUGCAACUUCCUUGGUGUAUUCUUACACGGGAGAGCUGUACCCAACCGGAAUCAGAAACACUGCUGUGGGGAUCUGCAGCAUGGCCUCUCGAUUGGCUAGCUCCAUCGCUCCAUACUUUAUCCACCUGGGUUCAUAUAACAAGAAUUUGCCUUACAUUGUGAUGGGAAGCCUCACCAUUAUAUCCGGGAUCAGCGCUCUCUUUCUGCCAGAGAGCUUUGGGCUCCCCCUUCCGGAGACCAUGGAUCAGAUGCCAAGGAUAAAGAGGAUAAAAUGGCAGUGUCUAUCCAGUGAACAGAAAAAUCAAGAAAAAAAAGGCAGGACUCAUUCAGGAAAAACCCUAGUGGAGACAUGGAUGUAGUCACCAGAUGUAACUUUCCAUGACAAAUGACAUUCCACAAUAGGUUUUGAUGUAUUUCGGCAAAUAAAGAGUGUAGGAUUUUUAAUUGUAGGUGUGCCAACUUUAAAAAUAUAAAAUUUAAGUAUGGUUGUCUGGGAGAAAGUUCUUGAUUGCAGGACAGUGAAUGAAAAGUGGAGCAGGUUCAAAAUGGUUAUACUGGAUGUGCAGUGUAAAUUCAUUCCA